Messenger RNA from Antechinus flavipes (yellow-footed antechinus), 1073 nucleotides. Its product is annotated as cytochrome c oxidase assembly factor 6 homolog. The transcript is spliced from 3 exons. Gene Ontology annotation, biological process: respiratory chain complex IV assembly. Lineage: Eukaryota; Metazoa; Chordata; Mammalia; Dasyuromorphia; Dasyuridae. Gene Ontology annotation, cellular component: mitochondrion; respiratory chain complex IV. The record is from RefSeq and is a predicted model, not a curated record. The coding region runs from base 605 to 844 and encodes 79 amino acids.
ACAGUUCACAAGUGACUAUGUCAUGGUUAGCCUAUUUGUGAUAUUAGAAAUCAGAUACAUUAACCAAAAUUUCUAAAUGCUAUGACUUUGUGAUUAAUUCAUAAGGUCACUUGCUAAAAGCACAAUCCUUUCCCAGACGAUUUUAUUUAGUUUCCUAAAACACUUUCACCUUACACAAAAUUCCUCCCUAAAGCCUGCCCCUACCACAUCCCCAACCCCGUAUGGGGGCCACAAUCUUAGCUCAGAGGCAUGGAAAGAACCGAGAAAACAAAGUCAGUUAAGAUAUCCUGUCUCGGGCGGAAGUAGAAAACAGAAGGGAAAUCACAGCCGGGAGUAGGUGAAGAUGAGGGGGGAGGGGUCACUACGUUAAGACCAUCAGACACGUCACGAAUUGUAAACACUAAGGCUAUUUUUCUCCGUAACAUCCGGGCUGAGGUCUACCAACUCAGCCUCCAGACCAGCAGCUUCCGGCCACAGACGGAAAUCAUUCGCAAAAAGAGAAGGGGAGUACACAUAGAAAUCCCGCCCUCUCCGCCUAGCGAGACGGUGGCUCAAAGGAGUCACGCCGUGAGAAGCAGGUGUUCGCCUCCAAGCAGAAGUAAAAAUGUCAGCGCCAUCCAUGAAAGAAAGGCAAGUUUGUUGGGGAGCUCGCGAUGACUACUGGAAGUGCUUGGAUGAAAAUACCGAUGAUGCCUCUAAGUGUAAAAAAUUAAGAAGCAUUUUCGAAUCAAGCUGCCCCCAGCAGUGGAUUAAACAUUUUGAUAAAAGAAGAGAUUACUUAAAGUUCAAAGAAAAAUUUGAGGCUGGACAAUUUGAACCUUCAGAAAGAACAGCAACAUCAUAGUUCUUUGUUAAAACUAACAAACAAACUUACAAGACUUCUUUGUGGACAUUGAUAAAUAUUUCUUUGAAUACCAGAUUGCCUGAAUUAUGAAGUACGGCAUUUGCUCAGACUCAUUGUCAACACAGUUCUCCCGCUCUCAACAUUACUGGAAAUGAUCAAGAAUCUUGUUGGGUUAGAAUAUUUAAUUUAUCCAGGGAAUAACUUGAAUAAAGUGACAUAGAACACUUAA